Aphis gossypii (cotton aphid) is the source of this 956-nucleotide messenger RNA. RefSeq names its product SOSS complex subunit B homolog. NCBI's taxonomy places the organism in Eukaryota, Metazoa, Arthropoda, Insecta, Hemiptera, Aphididae. Gene Ontology annotation, cellular component: SOSS complex. Bases 257 to 790 code for a protein of 177 amino acids. Gene Ontology annotation, molecular function: DNA binding. The transcript has 2 exons. The record is from RefSeq and is a predicted model, not a curated record. Gene Ontology annotation, biological process: mitotic cell cycle checkpoint signaling; response to ionizing radiation; double-strand break repair via homologous recombination.
CUCACACUUUUAAUUAUUUAAUUUUCUUUUAAAAAAAAUCCGACCGCCUUCAAAAUGCUUUAAGUCUUGAUUCGAUUUCAAUUGUCAUUAACAAACGCCCGGUGUUAUGACGGUUUCCAAACAUUCGACUUCCGGAUAAUGUUCCAGACACAACAUACCUAAUAAUAAAUUAGGUAACAUCUAGCUUAUUAAUAGCUUAGAAGUAAUUGAAUUUAAAAAUAGUUAGUUAAAAAAAAAAAAAAAUAGUUAUUUAAAAAUGAUGAAUAUAACUAAACCAAAACCCAUUAAUCCAGAUACUCCUUUGACACUGAUUAAAGACAUUCAAAAUAAUGUAAACAACAUAACUGUUAUGUGCAUAGUAUUAGAAGUAAAUCCUGCUGUACUACUCAAAGAUAACCAUGAAGUUCGAACAGUGAAAGUGGCCGAUAGCUCAGCAUGCAUUAAUUUUUCAGUCUGGGAUGAACCCGGUUCAUUUUUAUAUCCAGGUGACAUUAUACGUGUUCACAGAGCUUAUGCAGUUUAUUUUAGAAACUGUCUUACUCUGUAUGUUGGUAAAAGUGGAGAAAUUGAAAAAAUUGGUGAUUUUAUCAUGACAUUCAAUGAGUCUGUAAAUAUGAGUGAAGUAAACCUAAAUGCACCUCCACCUCAACCACCUCCUGGAGCCAAUGGAAAUACAAUAAGUAAUGCAAGACGGACUGGUGUAGGAAAACAAAAUAUGAAACCAAAUACGUUCAAAGGUAACAAUGGAAAAAGUGGACCUAGAAAUCAAAUGAGGCCAGAAAGAAAAUAAUUUAAUAACUGAUUAAACUAGUUAUACAAUUGUAUUUUGAGUUGGUUAAAAAAUUCUGUGAUAUUAACUCAUUUUUGAUCGUAUUAUAAUAUUCAAGUUUUAUAUUAAUCUGUAAUUAACUAUGUACAUCCUUAUUUAAAAAAAAAUUCUAAGUAAUAUAUAUUUA